Passer domesticus (house sparrow) is the source of this 4148-nucleotide messenger RNA. RefSeq names its product serine/threonine-protein kinase PAK 3-like. Gene Ontology annotation, biological process: protein phosphorylation; regulation of axonogenesis; regulation of MAPK cascade. NCBI's taxonomy places the organism in Eukaryota, Metazoa, Chordata, Aves, Passeriformes, Passeridae. Gene Ontology annotation, cellular component: cytoplasm. The transcript is spliced from 7 exons. The coding region runs from base 138 to 539 and encodes 133 amino acids. Gene Ontology annotation, molecular function: ATP binding; protein serine/threonine kinase activity. The record is from RefSeq and is a predicted model, not a curated record.
GCUGGGAAGAAGGCUCCAGUGCCCAGGCUGGAAGCUCAAGCACGAGCAGCUCGUGCACCUGGAGCACGACUAGCUCCUCGGGCAGCAGAGAGCAGCAGCGAGAGAGCACAGAGGACAAGUGCCUGGCCGUGCUGAAGAUGCUGGUGAGCAAGGGAGAUCCUGAGGCGAAAUACACAGAAGUGGAAACUCUUGGCAAAGGGGGUUUCGGCACUGUGUGCAUGGCAGUGGAGUCUGCCACAGGAGAAGAGGUGGCCAUCAAGAAAAUUAGUCUCCUGCAAGGGAGCAGCAGUGAGCUGUGCCUGAAUGAAAUCCAGGUCAUGCGUGGCACUAAGAAUGCCAACCUUGUGAACUAUGUAGACAGCUACCUGGUGGACGAGGAACUCUGGCUUGUGAUGGAAUACAUGGACGGAGGUUCUUUACAUGAUGUCAUCAGGGAGACUCACAUGGCAGAAGGAGAGAUAGCAGCUGUCUCUCGGGAGGUAAGGGAUGGCGCUUCUGCUUCCCAUGGCUUGGUCGGGAUGGUCCUUCCAAAUGGGUGAUAAGGAGAGGAGAGAUUUCAUCUUCCAAGCCUUUCUCUUAUGUCCUUGGCAGUAGCAAGAGCAUCUGAAGUGCCUGCCAGUGUCCCUGCCCUUCUUCUAGCGUGUUUGUGUUUGCCUCUCUAAACACUUCCCUGGUGCCUGUGUGUGCUGCAUUCCUUCCCUGUAAGGGCAAAUGUGAUGGUGGCGCAAAGUGAAGCAGGGGGCAAAGACAAAGAGAUACUCACAGGACUCUCCCAGAGCUCAGCCUCAAAGGAGAGCCUUGCACCCAAAGUGGUGUUUGCAAAGGCAUCCACUGCUGUCUGGCUGGAGAGAGCACAGCCACUGCAGCAGGGCUCCUUCAGCCUGUGUUUGCCGGGCACUGGCCAGAGGAACAACUGCCCCUUCUCUCUCAGAAGCAAACACACCCUCACUUAGAAAGGCACUGCUGUCCUCGUGGUGGAGCAGCAGGCUCUUGCCCUUGCCAGCAGCCUGUCCUGCCAUGGCUCACCGUCCCCCAGGAAGUCAGUGUUUCAGAUGUGCCACUUCCCUGCCUGUGGGAUGAAAUCCACUUAGGCUCGUGUUUCUUUUUCCUCUCUCAGUGCCUGCAAGGCCUGGAUUUCCUGCACUCCAAGCAAGUGAUCCACCGCGAUAUCAAAAGCCACAACAUUCUCCUGGGCUUGGAUGGAUCUGUCAAGUUGGCUGAUUUUGGCCUUGCUGCUCAGCUCACUGCUGAGCAGAGCAAACGGAGAUCAGCUGUUGGGACUACUUACUGGAUGGCGCCAGAAAUUUUCACCAGGAAGCCCUAUGGCCCCAAAGUGGACAUCUGGUCCUUUGGAAUUGUGGGGAUCGAGAUGGUGGAAGGAGCACCUCCGUACCUGAUGAAAACCUCCCGCACGGUACGCUGCAGCUGCUCUCAGAUACUGCUGUCACCCUGACAAAAUCUGCUCCCAUCCUUCUGCCUGGGAAGCUUGCAAACACCUGAAAAUGAUAGGUUCCAGGCUGCACAGUCUCUUGUGCUUCUUGGCUAGAUCAUCCCCUUGCCAUUUUUGUGCAUGAACAACACCAAAAAAUCGUGAUGCCUUUUGCUUGGCAGAAGCUUUGCCUCAGGGAGCAGGGAGCAGUGCUGAGCUGCAUUUUGUGGAAUAAUCCUUGGAAAUAGUAGAAUAAGAUGGAAGUCCUUCUUUUAAAAUGCCUGAAGAGGUGGUGUCAGUGCUCAGAGAAGCAAAGUGUGCUGUUGCUGAUGGAGCUGCUGCUAAUUCCAGCAGCCAGUGAAAUCAGGGGUCAAGGCAAGAGCCUUUGCAUAUUGGACUGGCUAUGGCUGCCUCUGGCUUUGGGUUGUUUUAGUAGGGCUAGGGAGUAAAGUGCCACUGGAGAGUGGAGCUUGUCCAGUGGGGUCUGUGUGAGCAGUUUGGGGUGCGAAGGAGACAGGUAGAGUGUGGCAUUUCCUUCUUCUCUAGGUUCAACAGCUGAUAAGCACCGGGCCCCCCCCGAAGCUGCAGAAGCCCAGGCAGCAGUCGGCGUGGCUGCGAGACUUUCUGCACUGCUGCCUGGAGAGGGACGAGGACAGGCGCUGGUCUGCCCAGGAACUUCUGCAGCAUCCGUUUGUUACAUCAGCCAAGCCGACCUCCACCCUGAUGCCUCUGAUCAUGGCCACACAGCAGUUUAUGUCUGGCAGGAGAUACUAGCCCUGGAAGAGGCCUUUGUUGUUGUUUGUAGUUUGUAGUCUGUAGUUUCUAGCUCGUAGUUUGUAGUUUGUUUAGAGUGAAUAAAUACUAUAAUAAAUAAAAUCUUCUCUGUGUUGGAACUUCUCUUUGUUCUCACCUUGUGAAUAGGCUCUAAAUUUCUUCUGAAUGGUCAGGUGUUUCUCCAAGGUGGGAAGACCCAUGGAUGGGGUUUGUGACAUGGUUUGUUUGUGAGCAAAGGUCAUCUUCCUUCAUCGCCUCCAGGCCACAACCUCUUGUGGAGAUACAGGCUUGCAGCUGUGACUAGAGGAGCAGAGCAGGACAGAAUGGAGCCGAGCAGUGGUGUCACUGCUGGGGAUGCUGCUGUGCCUGUGGUUGUGUUGCAGCUCUUGGGAAAGGUUGGGAGUGUCUGUGUUGCUGUGGGCAGAGGGGGAGGGAGCUGGGCUUCUCCACAGUAUCAGGCACAGGUGAGUGUCCAGUGGGAAGGCAAGUUCUGCCAUGGGAACUGAGGCCAACAUGAGGGAGUGAAAACUUGUUCAGUUUGGAUCUGUGUGAGCCACUGUGGACACUGCUAGGGGACUUCCUGGGGCUAUGCCCUGGAACAAUGUUCCCUAGAACUUUAACCUCUCCCAUGGAGUCCUGUUUUUCAUUUCAAUGUACAGUGAUUAUUGAAAAUUAUUGAAAAUCAUUUACUGUGUGAUGUUUGGUGUUAAGUGACAGUAUAUUUGAUGACAUUUAAAUUCAAAUUUAGUUGCACAAUAUUUAACAAACUUCCUUUCCCAGUUUUCCUGUUGUACCCCUCACUUCCCUGAACCCACUAUCCCUGAGAAGGAGAGGAUGGGAGAUGGAACCUGCUCAAGAGCACAGGUGAGCCACCAGUCAUCUGCCAUCUCCCCUCCUUUUCUGUCCUCUUGCCAGGACAGCACUGGCCAUGCCAACCUGGAGUCUACCCUAACCCACUUUCUGACAGCCCUCAGCCCUACUCUUGCCUUCCUACUGUAUUAGCCAUUCCCCAUUUUUGUUGGAAUUCAUGUUUUAGAGAUCAAACUUACAAUGGCUUAUAAAACAGCCAGAGGACCGACUCUGUUGCCCCCACAGGAGACCUGUUCCUGGCCCUGCCAGAAGCUCCCCCACAGGCCAGUCUGCCGGGGUCGGCUGCCAGUGGUCUCUGCCCCAGCACGGGAAAAGGUGGUUCUGGGCAGGCCGCACUCUCGAAGAAGGAGUCUGGACUCUUGCUUUUCGGUCUUCAGUUGAGUUUAUUGUUCCUUAUCUACAAAGUUUUUCUGUCUGUCCAGCCGAGGUCUGAUCAGCAAGACAGCCAAGGGCACUCUCUCCCGCCCAUGGGGCGGUUGUCUCUUUUCUAGUAAAAACUACGUAGAAGAUAUUUACCUUUAAUUUCCAAUACUUUUCGCCCUUGUUGGCAAGUGCACUUUCCCUAUGAACCAAUCCACACAUGCCAACAUCAUCCUGAACGUGGAUGCCAAGGAGAAGAAAGAAGAAGGACAGGACAUGCCCAAAUUCCUCCAUCUUAGUACCCCUGACCCCCAUGUACAGAAUUUCAAAAGACAAGAACCCAACGGCCCUGCAAUGAAUGCAGUUAGUCUGCCCUCAAAUCUGGAAAAAGGUCUUUAAAAAGAGAUAUUGACCGAAGUCUGUAGUGGGUGGUCCCCUGCUGUGGCUAAGUCACAGUCCAAGGAACAGUAAAAGACAGCAAAGGCAGCUCUUCAGGUCUGGUUGCCCCUUUGAUAUUCUCUGUUUCAGCUAUGAAAUGAGAAUCUCUAUCUGAUGACAUUGCAAAAGGAAUUCCUAAUCUUAGUAGUUUUUGUUUUAUUAUUACUUGAGGUGAUUCUUAGGGUUGGGUUUUUUGUUUGUUUGUUUGGGGUGUUUUUUGUUCUUUGUUUUUUGUGGUUUUUUUGUUGUUGUUGUUGUUGUGGUUUUUUUGUUUUGU